UCCCUUAACCCCCCAGUAACAGCCCGUCCUUUCCUUAAGGUGUUUGCAGUCACUUGAGCAGUUUGUAAAUAGUGGCGUUGUGGCGGUGGCAUAAAGUAAUUUUAUGCAUUUAAUAUUAUUGAAGACUACAUAUAAAUUAUACUUCCAUUUGUUAUCAUGGAUUACUCAAGAUUUAUAUCAACGAAGUCAUCAAACAGAAUGCCAUCAGGAAUCAGUGAGAUGAGUUCAUUUUUAGACGAGCCAUCACCAUCACUCGUGUGGUUGUGCUCAGGGAUGCCCAGCCCAGAAAAGUUCCCAAUCCGGGAGAUGAAUCUUACCUUACAGGAUGGAAAAGUUCUGUCCAUCACUCCAGAGUGUCUGUCUGCUGGCCUCCAGUAUGGGCCCGCCCCAGGAUACAUACCACUGGUGAAGCAACUCAAAACUAUGACAAAGAGUCUACACUCUCCACCACUAUGGGAAGAAAGUGACUUGUUAGUUACAAUUGGCAGUCAGGCGGGUUUGUGGAUGGCCUUUGAAAUGCUUCUCAACCCAGGGGACUUUGUUGUUGUCCAGAAGACCUGCUACUCUGAUGUCCUCUGCAUGUUGACAGCUGUGACACCACAGUACUUGGCUAUAGAAAGUGAUGACGAAGGGCUACAACCUGACUGUCUUCGGACAGCAUUGAAGGAGGUUGUAAAAAAUGGAUCAAAAAAUUUACUGAAGGCUUUGUAUGUGGUCCCCAAUUCCUGCAACCCUACUGGCACUUCUAUGGGUGAGGAGCGGCGUCGGGAGAUAUACGCCAUUGCCCAGGAGUACGAUCUUAUCAUCCUAGAGGAUGACCCUUACUACUUCCUUCAGUAUGAUGAGAAACCCCCGCCCAGUUUCCUAAGUUUGGACACCGAUGGUAGAGUGCUUCGCUUUGACUCCUUCUCCAAGAUAAUCAGCGCAGGACUACGUGUUGGUUAUGUGACAGGACCAGCAAUGCUUCUGGAGAGAUUGAAUAUUCACAUGAUGACCAGUGUGAUUUGUGGGCCCAUGCUCUCUCAGGUGAUAAUAAGUACAUUACUACAAGAGUGGGGAGAAGAUGGCUUUAAGAAGUACGUUGUAAACCUCCACCAAUUCUACCGUGACAAGAGAGAUGUUGCAAUACAAGCCGCUGAGAUUCAUCUUACAGGUUUAUGUGAAUGGAUUGUUCCAAAGGGAGGCAUAUUCUUGUGGUUAAAGGUGCCAAAGGUGGCAGACACUACCUCAAUGUUAGUGAAAAGAGGAGUAAAGAAGAACAUUGUGCUUGUUCCUGGUAAAUACUUCAUGGCGGAUUCCAACAAGCCAUGCCAGUACAUGAGGGCAGCCUUCUCUUGUGCCACUGCAGACCAGUUGAUGAAGGGAUUCAAGAAUCUGGCAGAACUCAUUAGAGAGGAAAUAGCAUUACAGAAUGCUCAAAUCAUUGAUCCAUAGGAACAUCACCAGUACUUUUGAUGUAAUUGAGUCAAGUCAAACAUUACAUCAGAAGCCAACUAGUUGUGCUGCAAAGAUUCAGUUAACAGUCAUCAAGGAGCAGGAUUUACAGUUAUUGUUUUCUUACUGUAUUUUCAUAUAACUUUAGU
Homarus americanus (American lobster) is the source of this 1583-nucleotide messenger RNA. Its product is annotated as kynurenine/alpha-aminoadipate aminotransferase, mitochondrial-like. Gene Ontology annotation, molecular function: pyridoxal phosphate binding; L-kynurenine:2-oxoglutarate transaminase activity. The record is from RefSeq and is a predicted model, not a curated record. Lineage: Eukaryota; Metazoa; Arthropoda; Malacostraca; Decapoda; Nephropidae. Bases 157 to 1434 code for a protein of 425 amino acids. Gene Ontology annotation, biological process: biosynthetic process. The transcript is spliced from 11 exons.